GGAGUUGGAUUUUAUUCUGUAGUAACUGAUACCCACAUACAAAAGAAUAAAAUUGGCCAGGCGUGGUAGCUUAUCCUUGUAAUCCCAGUACUUUGAGAGAUUGAGGAGGCAGGUCACUUGAGCCCAGGAGUUGGAGACCAACCUGGGCAACACUGUGAGACCCCAUCUCUACAAAAAAUACAAAAAUUAGCCUGGCAUGAUGGUGUGCACCUCUGGUCUCCCAAAGCGCUGGGAUUACAGGUGUGAGCCACCACACCCAGCCGAAAAAACAGAAGAAUUUUUAAGCCUUCUAAUAUUUGGAUAUAGUUUUCCAUGUUCCCAUAGUUUAUUUUAUAGACCUGAUGGUUUAGAAGCAUUUCACUUUCUGCUUUGCUAGCCACGUGGUUAUACUUUAAUUUUAAGUGCAUUUGUGUGCUUUUCCUGAAGCAUUUUCACCUAGGCCAUCUCACUUAGUUUGAACAAGAGCAGUGCUUCGCACGCGGCUGCUUGCUGAGCAGAGUCCAGCGAACCGAAUUGGGCAAUAUGAGACUGAAUCUUUCCAUUCCAGGGCCUUCAGAUCCCAGCUGUCACCAGCCUGCUGUGUGACGUCACUGAAAGCCUCUGUGCUCUAGUUUCCUCACUGAUAAAGGAGGGAUACUAAUGGUACCCGCUUUCUAGUGCUGUGAGAGUUAAGAGACAAUAGACAGAAAUGUCAAACAAGUAGAACUGUGCCUGGCACACGAGUGCUUGGUAAAUGUCAGCUAUUCAUAACAGAGGAAAAAACCUGAUGAAAAUAAAUCACUUUUGGAUAAGGAUUUUAAUAUUCUUACAGACACUCCCCAUCCAGCUCUUAGCUCAAUGGAUCAGGUUAUCUGCAAGGACAGCAGCCUCUUGCUGGGUGCCCCAUGGAAACAGCGAUCUUCCCUCCUCUCUUACCUUCUCAAGGGUGGCCCUUUUCCAUCACCAAGGCUGCACUCAUGCAGAGAGGAAGCCUUCCACCCCGACCUGAUCAGGCUGAUUAACUUCAACUCCCAGGGGAAAAGACUCUUGAGAACACAUUUUAACCUUGGGUUCUCACCUAGAGUUCUGCAUGAUUUUCCAUUUCCUUAACUAAUGAAUGCAUCUAGCAGACUCAGUCCCUAAAAAAGGCACAUUUGAAUGAUAACAGCCAGAGCCUGGUGGCUGAGCUGGGCUGCCGCCUGCUGAGCACCUCCUUUAGAAAGGCCUGCACUUGAGCGUUAGUUACCCUGUGGAGGGACAGGAGGCGGCCGGCUGUUUCACUUCCCUCUGCUGGGAGUGGCCCUGCGUGAUGGGGUGCAUAUCCACUUCAUUUAUUUUUUAAUCUGUGGGAGACAGAUUAUCAAUUUACUUAAAGUUUGAAUGUCUGUAAGGACAAAAUUUAAAGCUAGGGCUCUGAAGAUCUCUAGCAGGGAUGUAUCUGUCAUCUACCUAUCCCUCCAUCUCAGCCUGUUAACUGCGUGUCAUCAUGGGUUAAAUUAAUUACUAAGAGAUCACGGAGUCCAUUUUAUAGCUCAAAUGAGCAUUUUUCAUUUCCUGUAGUAAACAUGACUUAAGUAAACAAAGAGUUUCUCUAACAAGGAUGGCUUACAAGUAGAAGUGGCUAAAUUUUCACUUUUAUAAAUUUUGCUGCUUUUUAUUAACUAUCAAUAAACCUAGAAAGAUGAUCUUACAAGUAAACAACAGAUUUUGCAUACUUUAACCUUAAAGAUAUCUCUGCCUCAACUCUUUGUUCACAGCUCUCUGACACUGGAAUAUUAAUAGUUGAUAAUCUUUCCCUUUAAUUUUUCACUGAUAAUAUCAGUUCCUAACCCAGGUUUUUGGAUCUCACAAGGGUUCUUAUUAUACAGUUGUCACAUACAUUUCUUUAAGAAGUUCAACCUAAGAAGAAAUCAAGAAUUGUCUUUUCUGGUUCAUACAUUAACUCCUAUAGGGUUGUCCACUACUAAAGCAACAGAAAGUGCUGCCUUCUUUUUCUGGAAGCUGCUGUUCUUACAAGAGAGCAAUUUAGGAGCAGGAAUUGUGCUUUAUUAACAUCAAAGCACUGGCACAGGAAGUUUGCACACUCAGCUCUGGGAGCUUUUUGAUGCUUUCUGCCUGCUUUGGGAAAUUAGCUCUUUGUUUCAUUAUCAGUUAUCUGGAUGCAAACUGAAAGGAAAAAUAUUGAUUUUUUUUUUUUUAAAUAAAUUGUACCAGGAUGCUGGGUCUGCGGCCCUAGUGGCUGUUCUUUCCUGUGCUUGGGAUGUUGGCCUUGUAGAGUUACUUCUGUAAUCUCAAGACAGAAACUGACAGCUUUGUUUGAUCAAAAUUGUUACUUCACCUUGCACAUUUUCAAGAGUUCUGCAGGUUUAAUGAACACAGAAAUCUGGGGGAACUUUCACUCUCCAGGGCUCCUUCAUAGAGGUUCUCAAAUACUCCAUCAGCAGAGGGGAGCCCCAGAUGGCAAAAGGACACAGGAUGUGUCAUCUUUCAAAUGAACCAAUAAUCCAUUCUUUGAUUCUUCUACCUUUGUCAAAAUUCCUCCAGCAACGCCUGCAGAAAAUCACAAUUCUUGAUACAUAGCUUGUUCCAAUAAAGCACCACAGCAUUUCUAGUGACUGCAGACCCAGCUGUCAAACUCUUUCAACUUGAUAGAGAAUAUGUACACAAAACCUAUAGCUGUCAUCAUACUUAGUAGUGAAAAACAGAAUGUUUUCCAGCCGACACUGGGGACAAGGUAACAGUGUCAGUUCCUGCCGCUCUUAUUCAACACAGAAAUUUUAGUCAUCAUACUAAGACACACAAAAAAAGGAAUAAAAAGCCACGCAGACUGGAAAGGUAGAAAUAAAACUCUCCAUAUUUGCAGAUGACAUGAUUAUCUACAUAGAAAAUGCCAAGUAAUACACAAAUAACCUCUUAAAAUUAAUAGGUGAGUGUGCCAAGGUCACAGGAUAUGAGAUCAACAUGAGAAACACAAUCACAUUUCUGUAUGCUAACAACAAACAUGUAAAAACUGAAAUAAAAAUAAUAACAGUUUAAAUCUCUCGAAAGCAAAGGAAAUAUUUAAGUAUAAACCUAACAAAACAUGCAUAGGAUCUGAUGUUGAAAAAAAUCACACAAUUCUGAUGAAAGAAGUGAAAAAAAAACUAUUUAAAUAGACAGACAUACCAUGUUCGUGGGUUGGAAGAUUCAACAUAAUAAGGAUACAAUUCUCAAUUUGAUCCAUAGGUUGAUUGCAAUUCCUCUCGAAAUACCAACACGGCUUUUUGUAGAAACAGACAAGUUUAUUCUAAAUUUUAUGUGGGAAGGCACAAGCCCUAGAAUACUUUAAACUUGACAAAGAAGAAUAAAGUGUGUGGCUGUAAAACCAAAAUGUACAAAAUUAUUAACAGUUCAUUGCUUGCAGUCGAAAAAAUGAGGAAAAGAUGGACGAUCUAGGAAACUUUCAGGGAGCUAAGGUGUCGGAGAGCAAAGUAUCCUUGUAAGGAAUGAGACAAGAUAAACUCCCUCCCCCACACACAAUAUUUUCAGAGAACUACAUUCUUGGUUUCAAGCUGAUGUCAUAGGCUGUGUUCUUUGCAAUGGAAGAAGCAAAGACUUCAAAGGGAGAAAUCGGAAGGUUUCUUUUUUCAUCGUAGGGACUUCACAUCAGCGUUUCCAAAACCGAGUUCAUCGCCGUUUCCCUCUACGCAGCCUCUAUCGCUUCCUGUGUUUCCCAUCUCAGUAAACGUCCCCGCCAAGUUACUUCAGGCCUGAAGCAUGCGGCCUCCGGGACUCCUCUCUGUGUCACCGACCUCCUGCGCGCAGUUCUCCGGAGCUGCCGGUUUAACCUCCCGAGUCUUCCCGGAACCCGUGCCCUCCUCCUGGGCGGCGUUACCCCCAUGAGCGCCUACCUGAGAGGACGUCUGUUCUCAUCCAGCCUCCACCCUGCAGCCGAGUAAUCUCCGUAAAACGAACACCUGGCUUAGCUUCCGCUGGAAACCGUUGAAUAGUCCCCACUGUUUUCUGGAAGGGUCUGGGCAGCUCGGCGUUGCGUCCACGGCCCCACCAGGCCUCUGCCUCCUGCAGGUCCCGCUACUUAGUCACCAAAGCACCCGCCGCGCUCGCACCUGCUGUGAAGCUGUGCUCGGGCCGCUCCCGCCGAGGGAACGGCCUUCCCAAGGCUCUGCGCUCCCAUUCUCACUCGUUUACCAAGAGGUAGCCGUGUCGGGGAGCUAGAAUUCUCCAGGGAGUCUCUCCUGCACUUCGUGGCCCUCUGUGGAAUCCUCGUUUUAGGAUCUGCACGCCGUUUCCAGUCGUGCGCGCGGCACGGACACCGCCUGCUCUGCCCCGCGCUGGGCUCUCUCCGCCUCUCUCCCACGCGCAGGCCUUCCUGUGCCAGCUGGCUGUCGACCCACGUUAGGAAGCCCGAGGUCGGGGCGUUACCCCAAGGGCCCUCCCUCUUUCCCUCCGAGGGCAGAGAGACGUCCGCGCCCGGACGGACUGCGGGAACACCUGGGGCGCCGGCGGAGCUCGGCUGUCCUCGCGGUAGGGAGCCCGACGCGCAUCCUUGGGACCCGGACCCGGCGCCCGCGCCUCGGAACGGAUUUCUGCCUCGGCUGCACGCGCAGCGCGCCGACCUGAGCCUGCCCCGCGGAACUGGGGCUCGAGUCCCGGCCCGAGCGCGGCGUCGGGGCCAGCGGAGAGGGGCGGAAGCCGCAAGGGACCCUCGACGCCUCGGCCUCGCCGCGAUGAAGUCCUCGCCCCUCCUCAGCCCGUGUCUCUCCUGGAAGAGAAUGGCGGGCAUCUUUUUCCUGCCAUUCAUCUCAUCAGGUUUUGCUCCUCGGUUUAAGCAGGAAGAGAACUUCAUGCUUGGAAGAGCGCAUCCGUCCCAGCCUAGGGUUUCAGCCGUCCCUCCGAGCCCUCUCCCGAAUCCUCUCUCCCUUUCCACUUUCUUUCCCUCGCCCGCCCCCUCCAGGUUUAAUUGGUCUCAUCUGACCCCUCUGGAGCUGAAGAAUCGAUCUGUGGGACUUGGAACUGAAAGCCCAGGUCGGGGUAAGCCCCACUUCACACUGGAGGGCCACAAGUUCCUGAUCUUCGGGGGCUCCAUCCACUGUUUCCGGGUGCCCAGGGAGUACUGGAGGGACCGCCUGCUGAAGCUGAAGGCCUGUGGCUUCAAUACUGUCACCACCUAUGUUCCAUGGAACCUGCAUGAGCCAGAAAGAGGCAAAUUUGACUUCUCUGGGAACCUGGACCUGGAGGCCUUCGUCCUGAUGGGCACAGAGAUCGGGCUGUGGGUGAUUCUGCGUCCAGGCCCCUACAUCUGCAGUGAGAUGGACCUCGGGGGCUUGCCCAGCUCGAGAUGGGAUAAAAAUCUAGAUUAUGGCCUGGCAUGGUGGCUCACGGAUGUAAUCUCAGCACUUUGGGAGCCAAAGUGGGAGGACUGCUUGAGCCCGGGAGUACAAGACCAGCCUGAGCAACAUAGUGAGACCACAGCUCUACAAAAAAUACAAAAAUUCGAGAGCGUGUACCGCCAGGGAGGCCCUGUCAUCGCGGUGCAAGUGGAGAAUGAAUAUGGCUCAUUCAAAAAGGAUAAAACAUACAUGCUGUAUCUCCACAAGGCCCUGCUGAGAAGAGGGAUUGUGGAGCUUCUCUUGACCUCUGAUGGUGAGAAACAUGUGCUGAGCGGCCACACCAAAGGAGUGUUGGCCGCCAUCAAUUUGCAAAAACUUCACCAGGAUACUUUCAAUCAGCUUCAUAAAGUCCAGAGAGAUAAGCCCCUUCUGAUUAUGGAAUACUGGGUCGGCUGGUUCGACAGAUGGGGAGAUAAGCACCAUGUUAAAGAUGCAAAGGAGGUUGAACAUGCUGUGUCUGAAUUCAUCAAAUAUGAGAUCUCCUUCAAUGUAUAUAUGUUCCAUGGUGGAACCAACUUUGGUUUCAUGAAUGGGGCCACAUAUUUCGGGAAGCACUCGGGCAUUGUCACCAGCUAUGACUAUGAUGCAGUGCUCACGGAGGCUGGAGAUUACACAGAAAAAUAUCUCAAGCUUCAAAAACUCUUUCAAUCUGUCUCAGCAACUCCCCUGCCCCGAGUACCCAAACUUCCUCCCAAGGCUGUGUAUCCCCCGGUGAGACCGUCGCUGUACCUCCCACUGUGGGACGCCCUAUUCUACUUAAAUGAGCCAGUCAGGUCGCGUCAGCCCGUCAACAUGGAGAACCUUCCCAUAAACAAUGGGAGCGGCCAGUCCUACGGGCUUGUCCUGUAUGAGAAGUCCAUCUGCUCCGGAGGCCGCCUCCGUGCCCACGCUCAUGACAUGGCACAGGUGUUUUUGGAUGAGACAAUGAUAGGGAUUCUGAAUGAGAAUAAUAAGGACCUGCACAUUCCUGAACUCAGGGACUGCCGAUACCUGAGGAUCCUGGUGGAGAAUCAAGGACGAGUCAAUUUUUCAUGGCAAAUACAGAAUGAGCAGAAAGGAAUAACUGGAUCUGUCAGCAUCAAUAACUCUUCCCUGGAGGGCUUUACCAUCUAUUCCCUGGAGAUGAAAAUGAGCUUCUUUGAGAGGCUCCGCUCUGCCACCUGGAAGCCUGUCCCAGACAGCCACCAGGGCCCGGCCUUCUACCGUGGGACCUUGAAGGCUGGCCCUUCUCCCAAGGACACCUUCCUGAGCCUGCUGAACUGGAAUUAUGGAUUCGUUUUCGUCAAUGGACGUAACCUUGGGCGAUGUUGGAAUAUGGGGCCUCAGAAAACACUGUACCUUCCUGGAGUUUGGCUUCAUCCAGAAGACAAUGAGGUCAUCUUGUUUGAGAAGAUGAUGAGUGGCCCAGACAUCAAAUCUACAGACAAGCCCACGCUGUAAAACUGUGUCUGAACUUUUUUUUUUUUUUGAGACGGAGUCUCACUUUGUCACCCAGGCUGGAGUGCAGUGGCACGAUCUCUGCUCACUGCAAGCUCAGCCUCUCGGGUUCACGCCAUUCUCCUGCCUCAGCCUCCCCAGCAGCUGGGACUACAGGAGCACACCACCACGCCUGGCUAAUUUUUUGUAUUUUUAGUAGAGAUGGGGUUUCACCAAGUUAGCCAAUCUCCUCACCUUGUGAUCCGCUCGCCUCAGCCUCCCAAAGUGCUGGGAUUACAGGCGUGAGCCACCACGCCCGGCCGUGAACAUAUUUUUUGGGUUGCUGGAGUUCAUCUAUAAGUCAUUUUUGAGGAAUAAGAUUUAUGUUAAGACUAUCAAACACAGUGUUGCCUACAAUAGCAAAAAUGUGAAAAUAACAACAACAAAACAGCAGAGGAAUUGUUAUGUAUUUUGUAGUCUAUCUAUAUGAUGCCUAUUUUUAGGCUUUAAAAAGUCUUCAAAAUCUUUAAUGACUGAUUUAUCUAGUUAAAUGCUUAAUCCUUAGCAGGCUCUUAUUCUUUAAUUAAACAUGCCUUUAAGUAGAUGUGAAUAAAAUAAAAACAAGUUUCA
Gorilla gorilla gorilla (western lowland gorilla) is the source of this 7415-nucleotide messenger RNA. RefSeq names its product galactosidase beta 1 like 3 (gene GLB1L3). The coding region runs from base 4707 to 6809 and encodes 700 amino acids. The record is from RefSeq and is a predicted model, not a curated record. The transcript has 20 exons. Gene Ontology annotation, molecular function: beta-galactosidase activity. Gene Ontology annotation, biological process: carbohydrate metabolic process. Lineage: Eukaryota; Metazoa; Chordata; Mammalia; Primates; Hominidae.